AGGGUAGCCAAGGGUAGGUAGGGCCUCGAAAUUAAUUUCAGAGUGGUGCCCUCUAUCAGAUGUGCAUGGUGCCAGCUGUGUAAAUAAUUUUAUACAAUUUGAUAACGACCCAUCGAUCAAGACAAUUUGACAAGUUGAUUUCGUAUUUAUUGUGAUUCUAACACAUGCUAUGCGUUGACUGACAGUAAUGACUGAAGAAAAGGCUACUACACAAGAGUUCAAACUCGACCCCGACUGUGAAUUGCGGUUCGAAGUUGAGCAGAAAAAUGAAAAGGUCACAUUGGAGCUCAAAAGCGGUCUUGCAGAGGUAUUUGGUACAGAGCUAGUGAAAGGAAAAAAAUACGAAUUCAGUGCAGGAGCUAAACUUGCUGUUUUUACUUGGCAAGGAUGUGUUGUAGAGCUUGUUGGAAAGACUGACGUAACUUAUGUGGCCAAAGAAACGCCAAUGGGUGUUUAUCUGAAUUGUCACGCAGCUAUGGAACGUAUGCGAGAAGCUGCUGACAAGGAUGAUGCAGUAGGGCCCAUAACUAUGGUUGUGGGUCCAACGGAUGUUGGCAAAUCUACAUUCUGUAAAUUACUACUCAACUAUGCAGUUCGAAUGGGACGUAGGCCCGUUUUUGUUGAUCUGGACGUUGGUCAGGGAGAAAUAGCAAUUCCUGGAACAAUUGGUGCACUACUCGUUGAAAGACCAUCUAAUAUAGUUGAGGGGUUCAGUCAGCAGGCACCACUAGUCUUUCACUUUGGAUAUACUAAACCGAAUGCCAAUACUGCAUUGUAUAACCUCUUGGUAUCUAGACUCGCAGAAGUGUGUUCUGACAGACUACAAGCCAACAAAAAAGCCAGAGUCUCAGGCAUUGUUAUAAAUACAUGUGGAUGGGUCAAAGGACUAGGUUAUAAAUUCCUCACACAUGCUGCUCAGGCUUUUGAAGUCGAUGCCAUCCUGGUGCUCGAUCAAGAAAGACUGUACAAUGAACUUGUCAGAGAUAUGCCAGACUUUGUAAAGGUAGUUUUCUUGCCUAAAAGUGGGGGUGUUGUUGAAAGAAGUAAAUCCCUCAGAACAAAGUCAAGGGAUAAAAGAGUUCGUGAGUAUUUUUACGGCUUCAGAACUCCACUCUAUCCACACAGUUUUGAAGUCAAAUGGAGCGAAGCUAGGCUGUACAAAGUUGGAGCUCCCGUACUUCCAGCAUCAUGCAUGCCUUUGGGAAUGAAGGCUGAAGAUAACUUAACUAAACUUGUUGCGGUCACACCAGGACCUCACCUACUGCACCACUUACUUUCAGUAUCAUUUGCAGAUUCACCGGAGGAUGAUGUUGUCCAGACUAAUGUGGCUGGCUUCGUAUGUGUAACAAACGUCGAUGUCGAAAGGCAAACCUUCACGGUUCUCAGUCCACAACCCAGGCCUUUACCAAAUACUGUGCUCCUGCUCUCAGAUAUACAAUUUAUGGAUAGCCACUAAGAUUUUCAUUGAAGAUACCUGAAUGAAUUUUACACUUACCCUGUAACUAAUAUAUUUUUAUAGUGAAGGUGGUGAAUUUUCAAAGUAAAAAGUCAUAAAUUUGUUGCAUAAA
This is a messenger RNA of Athalia rosae (coleseed sawfly), 1568 nucleotides long. It is a transcript of the gene cbc, whose product is annotated as protein CLP1 homolog. The transcript is spliced from 3 exons. The record is from RefSeq and is a predicted model, not a curated record. NCBI's taxonomy places the organism in Eukaryota, Metazoa, Arthropoda, Insecta, Hymenoptera, Athaliidae. Gene Ontology annotation, cellular component: mRNA cleavage factor complex; nucleus. Gene Ontology annotation, molecular function: polynucleotide 5'-hydroxyl-kinase activity. Bases 188 to 1456 code for a protein of 422 amino acids. Gene Ontology annotation, biological process: tRNA splicing, via endonucleolytic cleavage and ligation.